UUGCAACAGACUCCAAGGAGAAAUUCCAACAGGUGGUCCUUUCAGAAACUUGUCUACUCAAUCAUUUGUUUCAAACCAUGGACUCUGUGGUGCAGCCCUAUUUCAAGUUCCAUCAUGCAAAAGGAAGACUGUUAAAACUAUUUUCAAGUAUGUUAUUCCGGGUAUCUUGUCCGCAAUGCUUCUAGUGACCUCCAUUUGGAUAUUUAUUAUAUCGAGAAAGAAGAAUGUGAAAGCUGCAACAGAGACUACCUUUUUGCCACAACAUCAGUGGAGAAGAGUUUCCUAUCAAGAGCUUCUAAGUGCAACAAGUGGAUUCAAUAUGAGCAACUUACUUGGCACUGGGAGUUUUGGCUCAGUAUAUAAAGGAACACUGUCAGAUGGGAUAGAUGUUGCUAUUAAGGUAUAUAAUUUAGAAACAGAAGGGGCAUUCUCAAGUUUUGAUGUCGAAUGCGAAAUGCUAAGCAAUAUUCGCCAUCGAAACCUUAUCAAAGUCAUUAGUUGCUGCAGUCAAGUUGAUUUCAAAGCCGUUGUACUAAACUACAUGCCUAAUGGGAGCCUUGAAAAGUGGUUGUAUUCUCAUAGCUUAACCUUGAACAUCUUGCAGAGGUUGAAUAUAUUGAUAGAUGUUGCAACGACAUUGGAGUAUCUCCAUCAUGGUUAUGAUAGACCUAUUGUGCAUUGUGAUCUGAAGCCAAGCAACAUAUUACUAGAUGAUGAUAUGGUUGCACAUGUUGCUGAUUUUGGUAUCGCAAAACUCUUGGGUGGAGAGGAUUCUAUCACUCGAACCUUGACCCUUGCCACAAUCGGGUACAUGGCUCCAGGUGAUGUAGUGUUAGUAGUUAAUCUUUCAGUUAUAUAUAUAUAUUCUCCUUAACUAAGAAAUUUUGUUUUCGUCAUAUAUAUUGCAAAGUAUGGAAUGGAUGGAAUAGUGACCAGAAGAGGGGAUAUGUAUAGUUUUGGUGUUGUAGUGAUGGAGACAUUCACAAAAAGUAAGCCAACAGAUGCGAUGUUUGUGGGGGAAAUGAAUUUAAAGCACUGGGUUGCAAAUUCACUUCUUGCAGAUGCAAUAGUUGAAGUUGUUGAUACCACUUUACUUGGGACAGAGGAAUAUCAUGACUUUGUGAGCAAGAGAGAUUGUUUAUCAUCUAUUAUGAGAUUGGCUAUUGCUUGUUGUGGAGAAUCACCAGAAGAGAGGAUAAAUAUGCACGAGGCUCUAGCCACGCUGAACAAAAUCAAGAUCAAAUUUUUGAAGAACGCUUCAGAAGGUGUGGUAUUGAGCCGUCAUGGACUCUGAUUCGGUUGUUAGUUGAUGUAAUUGAGUUAUGGUAUGACUCUAUUUCCACUUGUAGCCUGUGUUAUGUUCUGCAGUAAGAAAUAAAGAUUUGGUUUAGUCGAGGGUAAGCUGCUAUUUUCUC
Molecule: messenger RNA, 1415 nt
Organism: Rosa rugosa (rugosa rose)
Lineage: Eukaryota; Viridiplantae; Streptophyta; Magnoliopsida; Rosales; Rosaceae
Product: probable LRR receptor-like serine/threonine-protein kinase At3g47570
Exons: 1
Coding region: 176-874 (232 amino acids)
Biological process (GO): protein phosphorylation
Molecular function (GO): protein kinase activity; ATP binding
Source: RefSeq, a predicted model, not a curated record